AUGAUGUUAUUUCUUCGUAUUGUUAGGAGCGACGAAGAAAAAGAUAUUUGUGGAUGCAAUCGGCCAUACGAACCUUAUCACACGCAUAAAAGGUUCGAAUCAUCCGAUAGUAAAUGGACGAUGUUUGAUCAUACUGUUCCAGUAACAAAACCGGCUCAUGGUAUGCUUCCAAGUGGAGGUUUAUAUGCACGAAUUGCUUUGGAUACACAUGAAGGAAAAGUAGAAAAACUUCUUCUCGAAUAUUGGAAAAUUCCGAAACCUCGGCUGAUUAUGUCAAUUCUUGGAGGUCAAAAAUAUUUUAAAUUAAGUGAUCGACUUGAAUCAAAUUUUAUCAAUGGUAUUAUUGAUGUUGCUCUUAAUUCAGAUGCAUGGUUAAUAACAAAUGGGUAUAAUGUUGGUAUUGUUCAACUUGUUGGAGAAGCUAUUAAUAAAAUAAAAUUAACACAUCCAAAAUAUUUGAUUACGGCUAUUGCAAUUUGUAAAUGGGGAAGUGCAAAAGAUGUUGACGAAUUAACCAAGUCUGACAAUGGAAUAGAGAAUAAUAUUAAUGAUCAGGAAGAACAUGUAAAUCAACGUUCAAGGGGUGAACGUGACCUUGACAUGAAUCAUACUCAUUAUCUUAUGUUAGAUGAUGGGACAGUUCGAUAUUAUAAUAUAGGCGAUUAUAGAACAAAAUUAUGUGCUUAUAUUGGAAAAUUACAUCAUUAUAUUGAAUACCCUAUUCCUAUUGUUACUAUUGUGGUAGAAGGUGGUAGACAAACUAUAGAGGAUGUAUAUCAUGAUUUGAAGGCAAACAUUCCUGUUAUUAUUAUCGAUGUAAAAUUUGAUGACAUCAAUCGUUAUGCUGAUACUGUAUACGAAAUCGAAGAAGUCGUCAAUGUAACACAGAUUGAAAAGUAUUCAACUGGAACCUCAAAUCCAGUUGCAGCAAAAAGUUCGAAAUCCAGAAAAAAUUCAAAACAGUUUGAACUUACUCUUGAUAAAUCUGAAAAACAACUUGAACAAUUGUUUCUUAAAUAUCGCGAACAACUUAAAGAAAGCCUCCGAAUGAUAAUAACACAUGAUGAUGAAAAGCAAAAGAAAAAACAAAACACUACACAAUCAACUGAAAAAGAUUCUAAAAUGGAGAAGAAAUUAAUCAAGGCACUGAAUUAUAUUAUGUAUUGUCUUCAACCAGCUGUUCGUUCUGGAAUAAAUAUAUUUAGUUUAAAUUCGGAUGAUAAAUUAUCAGAUACUAUUUUUCGAACACGUCAACAACUUUUCAAGAAAAAAGAAAAUGAGGAACAGGAUAAAAUGGAAUUGAAUCAACGUAGAUCCAAAAGAAAUCCUAAUAUAGACGAUAAAAUUCAUCAAUCGCGGAUAUAUCAAGACGUUAAAAAAAUUGAUGAUAUUGCACAACGAUCACAAUUAUUAGAAUUAGCGAUGGAUUGGGAUUGUAUUGAAGUGGCAAGAGAAUUAAUUUUAGAGAAUUCAUUAAAUAAUAUCCUGAAAAAAGAUGAAAUUUUUUUAAAAGCUUUAACUAAAGGUUUACCAGCAUUUGUUUACGAAUUUCUUAAAUUGGGUAUUAGUCCAAGCAAAAUAUUCUUUCCAAAUGAAACAUUUAUUAAUGAAAAGAAUCGAUAUGAAAAAUUUAUCGGGCGUCUAUAUACAAACGAGAAAGUGAAUGCGGAUUCAACACAUUUGAGUAUGUUUAUUGACUCAAUUUCUGACUCUAAGGAAAAAAGUAUCACUUCUACUGAUGACCUUAAUACAAUUCUUGGUAAAAUUAUUGGUGAUUAUAUGAGUGAUUUAUAUUUUCGUAGUGCUGAUCAAGAGAAAGACUAUCGCAUUGCAUGGGGUUUAGAGAAAGAAGAUUAUGAAGCAGAUCAAGAUCAUCACCGCGAUACCAAAGCUAAACGGUCUAUGACUAGAGAAGAUCGAGAAAAAGCUCAAGACUAUAUAAUGCGCGAUCUAUUUAUAUGGUCAAUACUUGUCAAUCAUGUUGGCAUAGCUAAAGUUCUUUUAGCUUAUCUUAAAUAUCGUAUAUGUGCUGCAUUGAUUGCAACGAAAAUUUUAAAAAAAUACCACAGUAAAGCGAUAUAUGGUGAUUUAAAAGAUAAUUAUAAAAAAGAUGCCAAUUAUUUUGAACAAUAUGCUAUUGCUUGUAUAACACAAUGUGAAAAAAAUGAUUCCGAACAAGCAUGCCAAAUUGUGCUACAAAGAAUAGAACUUUAUGGAUAUGUUUCAUGUCUUCAGGUUGCCUCUGAUGCUGAGGAUAAAUUAUUUAUAGCAACACCUUGUUGUGUACAAUCAAUGAAUAACAUUUGGUACGAUAAAAUUUUACCGAAUGAAUCAAGAAAGUUAAAUAGUGUUCUAUUAUUUAUUGGUAUUAUAUCAUUUGGUCUACUUUCUCCAUUUAUACUCACUUAUCGAAAACUGGCAACGGUUAGAAUAUAUUUUUAUUUAAAUUUAUUAAGAUAA
This is a messenger RNA of Rotaria sp. Silwood2, 2460 nucleotides long. Lineage: Eukaryota; Metazoa; Rotifera; Eurotatoria; Philodinida; Philodinidae. The record is from the annotation of a GenBank genome assembly.